Molecule: messenger RNA, 3200 nt
Organism: Nomascus leucogenys (northern white-cheeked gibbon)
Lineage: Eukaryota; Metazoa; Chordata; Mammalia; Primates; Hylobatidae
Gene: STH
Product: saitohin
Exons: 1
Coding region: 1542-2006 (154 amino acids)
Source: RefSeq, a predicted model, not a curated record
CUCUGUCUCAAAACAAACAAACAAACAAAAAAAACCCACCAUGGCUUAGGGCCCAGCCUGACCUGAUUUUUCACUUAAUCACCUCUCUAAAGGCCCUGUCUCCAAAUAGAGUCACCUUCCAAGGUACAGGGGCGGGGGGUUAUUGCUUCAACAUAUGAAUUUGCGGGGACCACAGUUCAGCCCAGGACCCCACUCCCGUCACCCAGCACUGGGGGAGCUGGGGAAGGGUGAAGAGGAGGCUGGGGGUGAGAAGGACCACGGCUCACUCUGAGGCUGCAGGUGUGCUGGGCCUUCUGGGCACUGGGCCUCGGGGAGCUAAGGGGCUUUCCGGAACCCUGGGCCUGUGUGUCAGCUUGCCUCCCCAACGCAGGCGCUCUCCACACCCCUGAAUUUCUUAUCUCUUGGGCUUGAGCCUGGGGCAUGUGGAGGGAGGGUGGCCACCAGUGCACGUGGGCACCUUGCCUCAAACCCUGCCACCUCCCCCCACCCAGGAUCGGAUGCAGGAGCCCCCCUUCCCCCGAACAAGCUUGUGAGUGCAGUGUCACAUCCCGUUGGGAUGGAAAUGGACGGUCGGGUUAAAGGGGACGCAUGUGUAGACCCUGCCUCUGUGCAUCAAGCCUCUUUUGAGAGCCCCUGCGUGCCAGGCCAUGCACAGAGGUGGAGAAGACUCAGCUGUGCCCUGGAGCACCUCCUCUCAUCGAGGAAAGGACAGACGGUGGCUCCCCUGUGGCUGUGGGGACAAGGGCAGAGCUCCCUGGAACACAGGAGGGAGGGAAGGAAGAGAGCAUCUCAGGAUCUCCCUCCUGAGAUGGCAAACGAUCCGGGUUAAAUUAAGGUCCGGCCUCUCCCUGCUCAGGCAUGUGGAGCUUGUAGUGGAAGAGGCUCUCUGGACCCUCACCCACCACAAUGGCCUGGUUAGAGACCUUGGGGAAAUAACUCACAGGCGACCCGGGGCCUCUGUCCUGUACCACAGCUGAGGGAAACUGUCCCGCGCAUCCACUGGGGACAAUGCGCUCCCUCAUCUCCAGACUUUCCAGUCCUCAUUCAGUUCUCGAAAGUCGCCUCCAGAAGCCCCAUCUUGGGACCACUGUGACCUUCAUUCUUCAGGGUGCCUGGCCUUGCUGCUGCCCAAGACCCCAGAGGGGCCCUCACUGGCCUUUCCUGCCUUUUCUCCCAUUGCCCACCCAUGCACCCCCAUCCUGCUUCAGCACCCAGACUGCCAUCCAGGCACACCCAGGAUCUCCUCAAGUCACAUAACAGGCAGCACCCGCAAGGUGCUCCCUUCCCCCCAGCCUGAAUCUGCUGCUCCCCGUCUGGGGUUCCUUGCCCAUGCACCCCUGGGGGCCCCUGGGUUCUGCCACGCCCUGCCCUGUGUCCCACGGUGGGGAACAUCCUUCUCUCCUUAUCUCUUCCCUUCCCUUAAACCCAAGUUCAGUUGCCAUCUCCUCCAGGAAGUCUUCCUGGAUUCCCCUCUCUCUUCUUAAAGCCCCUGUAAACCCUGACCACACUGAACAUGUGUCUGCCGCUCCCUAGUCUGGGCCAUGACUGAGGGUGGAGGCCGAGUCUCACGCAUUUUUGCAGCCCCCACGAGACUGUGCAGGUGGCUGGCCCUCAUUGAAUAUGGGGUUAAUUUAACUCAGCCUCUGUGUGAGUGGAUGAUUCAGGUUGCCAGAGACAGAACCCUCAGCUUAGCAUGGGAGGUAGCUUCCCUGUUGACCCUGAGUUCAUCUGAGGUUGGCUUGGAAGGUGUGGGCACCAUUUGGCCCAGUUCUUACAGCUCUGAAGAGAGCUGCAGGAAUGGGGCUGAGCAGGGAAGACAACUUUCCAUCGAAGACCCUUUUCAGGGCCAGAACUGUCCCUCCCACCCUGCGGCUGCCCUGCCUCUGCCCAUGAGGGGUGAGAGUCAGGCGACCUCAUGCCAAGUGCAGAAAGGGGCAGACGGGGCUCCAGGUUACGACGUCACUACGCUGGGUGGAGACAGCACGUCCAAAUCUACUAAAGGGUGACUUUACUUUUCUUAAGAUAUUUUGGGGGACGAAGUAUGGAAAAGUGAUAGAGGACACAGUCACAGCCUCCCUUAAAUGCCAGGAAAGCCUAGAAAAAUUGUCUGAAACCAAACCUCAGCCAUAACAAAGACCAACACAUAAAUAUCCAGGAAAAAAAGAAAAAGAAAAAUGUCAUACGGGGUCCACGCACAAGAGCCUUUAAAAUGACCCACUGAAGGGUGUCAGGCCUCCUCCUCCUGGACUGGCCUGAAGGCUCCACGAGGUUUUGCUGAGACCUUUGGGUCCCUGUGACCUCAUGUAGUGCCCAGCAUGCAGUAAGUGCUCAAUAAAUGUUUGGCUACAAAAGAGGCAAAGCUGGUGGAGUCUGAAGAAUCGCUCAAUCCUGCCGGAACAGAUGCUCACACCGAAGGGAAAAGAGCAGGAGCCAAGUCACGUUUGGGAACCUGCAAGAGGCUGAAAACUGCCGCAGAUUGCUGCAAAUCAUCGGGGGAAAAGCGGAAAACGUCUGUUUUCCCCUUUGUGCUUUUCUCUGUUUUCAGGAUUUGCUACAGUGAACAUAUAUUGCUUUGGGGCCCCAAAUGGAAUUAUUUUGAAAGGAAAACGCAGAUAAUCAGGUGGCCGCACUGGAGCACCAGCUGGGUAGGGGUGGAGAUUGCAGGGAAGGAGGAAGAGCUGGGUGGGGUGCCAGGCAGGAAGAGCCCGUAGGCCCCGCCGAUCUUGCGGGAGUCGUGGGCGGCAGUGUUCCAUCCUGACUGUAAAAGGGAGCACCUGGUGGGAAGAGGGAAUUCUUUUAAACAUCAUUCCAGUGCCCAAGCCUCCUGGACCUGUUGUCAUCUUGGGGUGGGCCUCCCCUGGGUGACUCUAGUGUGCAGCCUGGCUGAGACUCAGUGGCCCUGGGUUCUUACUGCUGACACCUACCCUCAACCUCAACCACUGCAGCCUCCUGUGCACCCUGAUCCAGUGACUCAUUUUCCACUUUCAGUCCCAGCUCUAUCCCUAUUUGCAGUUUCCAAGCGCCUGGCUCCUCAGUCAGCUCAGACCCAGCCAGGCCAGCCCCUGGGUCCCACAUCCCCUUUGCCAAGCUCAUCCCCGCCCUGUUUGGCCUGCGGGAGUGGGAGUGUGUCCAGACACAGAGACAAAGGACCAGCUUUUAAAACAUUUUGUUGGGGCCACGUGUGGUGGCUCACACCUAAU